Messenger RNA from Paramisgurnus dabryanus, 2890 nucleotides. NCBI's taxonomy places the organism in Eukaryota, Metazoa, Chordata, Actinopteri, Cypriniformes, Cobitidae. The record is from RefSeq and is a predicted model, not a curated record.
AGUGAGCGCUCGCGCUGCUAGGAUGCUGUGUGGAGAGAUGCGCUCUGUGUGCGCGUGGACACUUCGACUGAUUGUUGACAACGCGUCCGGGGCGCGCUUAGUACUACACUGCUUAGAGGGCUGAAACACUAAAUUAUCAAACGAAAAAACAUCUAUAGGGUAUAUUUACAGACGGACUGUGUUAACAGACGUAUUUUCUUUUCUAAAACAACCGCAAAAUUAACGGCUCAGUCAAUACGUUAAACGGACCGCCUUCAGGAGCAGUGAAACAGGUGCAGUGCUCGUACCCUUUAUUUAACGGAGCCGAAAGUCAUGCGCGCGCUUAUUGAUGAAAAGUUAAUUCACGCGUACUAGUAGUCAACAUCAACCGGGAAAAGUAAGUCUAAUUUGAGCGCAUAACGCUACUAAUAAAUUACGUACAAGCGUCGCGCCCUAAAUCGUGUGAGAAAAAACGAUGUCGAGGAAAAAAGCUGUCAAGGGAAACGGGAGUUCAAAUACACCAAACUCAUCUCCUAACAACGAUAAAGAGAAGGGGAAGAAAGUCCAGACCCAGUCCAACGGAGUGGUCUACCCCAGCCGACCCUCUCUGAGCAACAGCGGAGAGUUCUAUGACAUCGCCUUCAAGGUAAUGCUGGUUGGUGACUCUGGAGUGGGAAAAACCUGUUUGCUGGUUCGUUUUAAAGAUGGAGCAUUUCUGGCUGGAAGCUUUAUCUCAACAGUCGGUAUAGACUUCAGAAAUAAGGUGUUGAGCAUUGAUGGUGUGAGGGUUAAACUACAGAUUUGGGACACAGCGGGACAGGAACGAUUCAGAAGCGUGACGCAUGCCUACUACCGAGACGCACAUGCUCUUUUGCUGCUCUACGAUGUGACAAAUAAAUCAUCCUUCGACAACAUACAGGCCUGGCUGACAGAGAUUCACGAGUUCGCUCAGCAGAACGUAGUGAUCAUGCUUCUGGGUAACAAGGCUGAUGCCACAACUGAAAGGGCUGUGAAGAGAGAGCAGGGUGAGAAACUAGCCAAGGAGUUUGGUGUUCCCUUCAUGGAGACCAGCGCUAAAUCUGGUCUGAAUGUGGAGUUGGCUUUCACUGCUGUGGCCAAGGAACUGAAGCACAGAGAAAUGAAGGAGCCCAACGAGCCAAAGUUUCAACUGCAGGAGUUUGUUAACAAGGAGAUGAAGGGAGCCGGCUGCUGUCGCUCCUAAAGCCGCAUACACAUCUGUCUGUUUGUGUGUUUUUCUCUCAUCCUCAUCUCUGGCAUAUAUUGGAUGUCUUUGACUCUGGAGAAUUUCCCCAGACCUCUGUGUUCCCCGCAGCUUGCAAACAGCACAAUUUAAAAAGCAGCAGUCAUUCUUUUUACACAGAUGCUUUUAAUACAGAUGUGUGUUUAAAGAAUAACGGAUCUCCUGACCCACCUCUCCAAGCAGCUGUGAAUGUAUCUUCAAUACUCAUCAUGACAAUAUGGUGGUUCUUUAGUUAGGGGAACUUUCUGUGUCUCUAUUUUGUCUUAAUAAAAGUUUAAUAGCUUAAACUAUAAUGGCUUUAAAACUGUUAUUGGAAGGUUAAAUUAGCAAUUUUUUGAUUUUGGGUUUGUCCCCUAACCACACAUUUUCACUUCUCUGAAGGGGAAUAUAUAUAACACAUUAAAAUCAGUAUCUGCCAAUUUUGUAAUUGUCUUCACAGAAACAAUGCACCCAAAAGUGCUGUCAUUUUUAAAGCCUGAUUAUAAUGAAAAUGGCACGCCUUUGCCAAAACAGCAGAGCUGUUUUUACAUCCUGAUUUAGGAGUAGGUGUCAAUACAAAACCAAUUAGUAUUUGAGAAUUGUAAAUCUUGAUUUAUUGCUAUAUCUUGUUGUUUUAGAAUGACUUUCGGAAAGGUUAAUCCAAUGUUUGAAAUAUCUUUAUAUUAACAUGUCAUUACCAUCACAAAAAAAGCAAAAACAUCACACAUACAGCAAGACUCACUUGAACAUUCAUCAACACUGUGAUCAUCUGUUUUGCAAAUGUGAUGCAUUUUCAAAAAUAACUGAAUUAUUUUAAUUUCAGUUUUCCAGGCUUUAAGUGGUCAAAAAUGCACCUAAGUGAAGAAUCACUUCGAUAUACAAUUUAAUCAAUCCUUACACAAAGCAACACACAUGCACGCACACACACACUUUCUUUUACAGUAUACACAUGUUCAAGAAUGACAUUUUCUUCACUCGUUGUUUAAAUUUGACUCAUUUUAUUAAAUGUUAUAAAAUGUAAUGUACAAAUUGAAAAUUAUAAUAUGGCACUUAGUUUGCAUAACAUGUAAUUGAUGCUUUGUUAAAUGCUUUUAGUAUUGUCCUGUAUACUUAAAUAGAAACAGCUUUAACUAGAAAUUAGUUGCCUCAAGUGAUGUUGAAAACGUGCCAGAUUUCAACAAAUUGAUGUUAUGUCAAAAUACUAUGCGUACUGUGGAUUGUUAAAUAUAUUGUGUUAUAUUGUGUAUACAUAUUAUUAUUUUUGCAUUAAUAAUCAUUUGGAGAGAUCCAGAACUAUGCCUUUUGCACUUUUGUUGUUGUUCUGUUGUUUAAAUUGUUAUGUCAUGUCAUGCCAGUCUAUUGAAAGAUUGCUACGUAUAUAGCCUGAAAUUUAUGUUGUUGGUCAGAAAAUUUGUACUGACGUUUCAUUUUGAGCUGCUCAGAGGAUUUUGACAAUGAAUCGCCUGUAUAUAAGGUUCUCUUGUUUAUUUUACCCUAUACAGAAAUAAAAGAGGUCAUUACAGAAACUACAAGCAAUGAUAUACAAAACUCUUUUGUAUCUUCAUGAAGGUCAGCUUGAAUACCUAUAUAUUAUGUCGAUCUACAUGUUGUUUUUCCUCAAGGUUUUUAUGUAAUGUUUACUGUAUUCCUCAUAAUAAAUCAGUGAAGUGA